Messenger RNA from Brienomyrus brachyistius, 3089 nucleotides. RefSeq names its product myc-associated zinc finger protein-like. The transcript has 8 exons. Bases 222 to 1670 code for a protein of 482 amino acids. NCBI's taxonomy places the organism in Eukaryota, Metazoa, Chordata, Actinopteri, Osteoglossiformes, Mormyridae. The record is from RefSeq and is a predicted model, not a curated record.
GAGCGUCACACUCCCUUUAAGAGACGUUUGCCGUGACUCUUGCGUCUUUUUUUCUUUUCUCGAUCGCGCGUAAAUGGAUUUAGGCUGCAAUUAUCGAUCAGCUGUUCGAGGUAAACUUUAGGGUAUCGUAUUUAUUAAUAUAGCACGUAUUUGAACAAUUUACGUCGGCCGAGAUAGCCAAUGGGAGGGGGCAAGGAAAAAGGCGUCUAUAAUAAAGUGUGAUGCAGCUAAAAAAGAGGUGCAAAAUGGAUGCUGCUUGGAGCAAUUUUCUAUUUCAGACUACGCCAACCCAAAGUCAAGUUGAAGCAACUCUCCAAUCCGAUCUCCUCCCAGGUCUUGCAGGCUCUACCCAAAACGCACCUACAGAGCACAUAGGGUUACCGCCUUCGACCGUCGACACCGCGGCCCUAAAUGAAGAGCCUUUAACGUUACCUGUGAAACAUGUGUCUCGGCCGGUUCGUGCCGCCCACAUCUGCUCCUUGUGCAACAAGCAGUUCAAAAACAGCUACAACCUGCGGCGUCACCAGUCAGUCCACACAGGAAUUCGCAUGAAGGACAGAGCAGCCAGGGACAGGGAGGAGGGAAUCAAAGGUGGAGCACCGACUACAGCAGAGGGCAGAGUGGAGAGGCAGGCAGUUCCCCUUUCCCUGCUGCACCUCUCUGUUCCGCUUCCACCCCCAGCUGCAUCGGUGGUUCACCCGCCCUCUCUCAGUAACCAGGAUGGCGAGGCGGUUGCCAUGUCGGUUAGCCUCGCAAACGUUGCCAUGGCGAGCCCCCCACCUCCUGCUGCUGUGGUGGUGGCUGGAGCAGCAUUACAGCGCUCUGGAAAUGCCAGCCAGAACCCGGUGCGCAAAAACCACGCAUGUGAAGCCUGUGGGAAGGCCUUCCGAGAUGUCUACCACUUGAACCGGCAUCGACUGUCCCACUCAGACGAGAAGCCGUACUCCUGUCCCAUCUGUCAGCAGCGCUUCAAGAGGAAGGACCGCAUGAGCUACCACGUGCGCUCACACCAGGGAGGGGUGGAGAAGCCCUAUGUCUGCCCCCACUGCGCCAAAGGCUUCUCACGGCCUGACCAUCUCAACAGUCAUGUUAGGCAAGUUCACUCUACAGAGAGACCUUUUAAGUGUGAGACAUGCGAGUCCGCAUUCGCCACGCGGGAUCGGCUGCGCGCUCACAUGAUCCGGCAUGAGGAGAAGGUGCCGUGUCACAUCUGUGGCAAGCUGCUGUCAGCGGCUUACAUCAGCGAUCACAUGAGGGUCCACAACCAGUCACAGCACCACUCCUGUCACCUGUGCAAUCGCAGUUUCACCACUCUUACCUACUUGCGCAUCCAUGCACAGAAGCAUCACGGCCAGGAGUGGAAGGAGAGUGGGGGCCAGAGGGGUGUAUUUGGGGGCACGGGGCCCGGAGGUGUGCUUGUGUGCCAGCUCUGUGGGGUGCACUGCAAGACACCCAUCCAGCUGCAAGGCCACAUGGGGACUCACAAUAACGGGCAGAGCAGCGCCAGCCCCGCGGCCACCACCACCAGCUCCACUGCCUCCUCCAGCAUCUCGGCGGCCGUCUCCCUGGGCAGCGUGGUGUCCGCCUCCAGCGUGUUUGUCAGCGCCAACACCGAUGUGGGACUGCUGGUUUCGGACUGUUCCGGCAUAGCAGCCCAGUCCCACAGCUAGCGGGAGGGGGGGGGGGCAGGGGGGUGAAGUGAUGCAGAGAGGAGAGCCAAAAUGAGAAGCGGGGGUCACUAGAGCAUGUCGGGGGGGGGGGGGUAUCGUUUUCUUUCUCGUAUUUCUGUGUUGCUGUAUCUUGUCGCCACAUUGUGCAGUUACUGUUUGUACCAUCUGUAAAUGUCCUUCUGCUGGCACGUGGAGUGCAGCCACCUGCUUUCGCUCAUAUUUGGCUAUAGUACAAUGUCCAGUCUGAGUUUCUAAAAGCGUUUUUGUCUUUAGUUUGUCGCUGUCUUUUGAUCCUGAUGCUCCCUUGGUUUUUGUGGAUGUGUGUAAAGAUGAGUAGUCAGCUGUGGGCACUUAUGCCCCCCCCCCCCCUCCAGCAAAGUGGGAGGAAAAGGGUAACUGGGGGCUUACGAAAUGUCGCUCAGUUGGAGCGGGUUAAUCACUCUGUUGGCCGAACCCGCCAUUACUUCGGACGAUACAAUAACGACAGUAUUAGGAUGUUGUUUGUCGAAUGGGGCUUGUUCUCAUAGGAGAGGUAUUCAUACACUUUUCUUGAGCAAAAUAGGAAUCUGUAUUUUAUGGAGAUUUCACAGCAUAAUUCCUUUUCGCUUGCAGCUAAAGAAUUACAGGAAAAAAAUUAACUCUAAUUCUAAUGCAUUUUUAUGUAUUAAAUUUUUGAUGACUAGAACAUUAAUAAAGUUUUACUGCUGUAACCUGGAACAAUGCUUUGGCUAAUCACACCUACCCAAAAUAUUAAAUUUUACUGUAUUUUUUGUGUGUUUGUGUUGAUAAUAUACAAUUCGUAUAUAUAAAUAAUACAAGAAGGUCAGAAGUAUAAGGUACCUAAUUAUAUAGUUUGUUGUUGUAUAUGCGUUAAUGUGUCAUAUAUAACGUCAUUAUUGAUAUAUUUGGUGGAAAAUGAUUGGCCGAUUCGGACGCACUCUGCUCAAUCAUCUUGCUGGAAUAGACUGAAGUGCCUCUCCUUUAGGGACUUGUCCUCUGACAACAAAUCUUAAUGCCUUACUGUACAUUACUGCAUAUACAAUAUUUUACUCUGAACAAUUUUACAUUGUAGUUACAGGUUGAGAAAAAUAGCAAGAUACAUAUAUAUUUAUAUUUGUAUAUUUCUUAGUAUCAUGCUUCUAUGAACUUAGAUUAAAAAUGAACUGUUUAGUGUUUCUUAUAAUCGUAAUUAUGGAUGUUAUUUUGUCAUUUUUACUAUGUUUAAUUGGUAAAGGUCUAAAACUUUUGUGCAUACCCUUUGAUGUUUGAGCAUGACUGUGAAGUGUGACCUAUACUGUUUGUCUGUUCAGAGACUUGUGCACCACUGCCCCUACGCCUGUAAUGCUGUUGUAAAAUAAUUCUCCCAUUACUGUACAUACACGAGUAGCAUCAAUAAUAAUGCCAUUUACUUACACUAAA